Messenger RNA from Dermacentor silvarum, 720 nucleotides. RefSeq lists its product as uncharacterized. The transcript has a single exon. Lineage: Eukaryota; Metazoa; Arthropoda; Arachnida; Ixodida; Ixodidae. The record is from RefSeq and is a predicted model, not a curated record. Bases 1 to 720 code for a protein of 239 amino acids.
AUGGCGGAAAGCACGACGGGCGCUACCGGUAUGUCUGCUGAAGAAGCACGAGAACGGCAGUUACGUGUAAUCGCUGCUCUGAAUUGCAUGCGGGCCAGACAUCGCAACGACGAAAGGCAGCUGAACCUCGAGUUGGAAGCGCAAGAAGCGAUUUCGAGGGAGUACGAAGAGCGGCUGUGCGCGAACUCAUUCACAAUAGCUGCCAUUGUGGCUGCCUCAUCUCCCAUAAACCGGGAGCGAUGGGCUUUUCACCGCAACGAGAGGUGGUUUGAAAAGACGCUACCACACUUGGGCGAGGCGAACUUCAGGCAGUCGUUCCGCAUGACACCUGCCACGUUCAGAUACCUUGUGGACUCGCUGCGGGGUGAACUGGAACGCCAGGACACGAAUAUGCGGCUGGCUGUGGCUGUGGACAAACGGGUCGCCAUCGGACUGUACCGGCUUCGCUCGACAGCAGAAGACGCUACCAUCGCGCACCUGUUUGGCGUCGGGCGUUCGACGGUAAACGUCGCCUAUCGAGAAUUCUUUGCGGCGGUCAUCAAGGUGCUGGAGCCUCGCUGGCUUCGCAUGGUCCGUCGCGAAGAAAUGCCAGAGCAUAUCCGGAAGUUCUACGCAGUGAGCGGCUUUCCACAAGCCAUCGGUGCCUUGGAUGGCUGCCAUAUUGCCAUAUCGCCACCAGCGGAGCACGCCACCGACUAUUACAACUACAAAGGGUGGUAA